AUGCAUUCCCACAUUCGGCCCCAUACGCACGUCGCGUUGCGCCUGCCGUCGGGCAUCUUGAAGAUCGUCGAGCUCAAACCCAACACGAAUAUUUUCCUGGGCAAAUUCGGAACCUUCAACUCGAACCUGCUACUCGGCCGACCGUACUACAACACAUACGAGCUUCUCGACAAAGAUGACGGGAAGAAGAACGCCGAGCUGCGCGUUGUACCGGCAGCAGAGCUUCACGCAGAAGCUGUAGGAGACGCUCAUGCGCCUCAACCCGUGGGAGAGGAAGCGGACGAGAAUGCCGAGGGUGGCGCUGGGUUCGACAUUGUGGGGGCAGACGGCGAGGUCAUUAUGCGCAACAACCGUCUCACAGUCGAUGAUGCGACACGGCAGACACUUACUAUGGAAGAGAUUGAAGAGCUGAAGAAGGCCGGCACGGGGUCAGGAAAAGAGAUCAUUGCGAAGAUUAUGGCGUCGCAUCAGGCCAUCAGUGAGAAGACAGCUUUCUCGCUGGCGAAGUACACGCUCCGGAAGUCGCGCAAGUUCUUGAGAAGAUUCACAGCGCUGCCACUGGACGUUGGGCGAUUAGCGGAGCACAUACUGGAGAAAGAGGCGUACAGGAUCAUGGAGCUGCGAGAGGAAUCGCUCGGCCUGAUUUCCAGCUGGUCAAACAUCCACUGCGGUGCCACAAGCCGCCUCCUGAAAGCGGAAGACGGCAUAAGCCAGAUUGGCGGCGGUCGCUGGCUCGUAGUCGACGACACCGGCGGUCUCGUCGUCGCAGCACUCGCCGAGAAGAUGGGCCUCCUUUACCCUACCGAAGAAUCGGACGACACAUCAGACGACGACGAAAAACCCACAGAAACUCCCUCGAACGAGCAACAACCCUCCACGGACACCGUCAUGACCGAUGCCGACCAGUCCGCCGACCCCUCCAACCCCACAGAUCCAUCCAACCGCCCUCGAAAGGCCCCACGACCACACAUUCCGCAAAUGUCCGCCUACACAAACACCCUCACCAUCUUGCAUCCCAACAGCCAACCCAACCUCGCCUGCCUCAAAUUCUUCGGCUACGACGUCGGGCAACCCGCUCCCACGCACCCGCUGUACAGGCACCUGAAAUCACUAUCCUGGCUCUCGCUCAUCGCGCCAGAAGAUGACCCGUCGUACAUUGAGCCAGAGCAGCUCUCGGCAACGGAGCUCGAAAGCAUGAAAUCCAGCAAACGGGGCAACUACUACAAGAAGAGGCGGCGGUGGGAGAAGACAAAGCGCGUUGUUGAUGAAACGAAGAGAGGUGGCUUUGACGGUCUGGUUGUCGCGACGAGUAUGGACGUCAAGGGCGUGCUGAGGGAGCUCGUGCCACUGGUCAGAGGAGGCGGGAAGGUCGUCGUAUACCACCAGAACGUCGAGCCUCUCGUCGAGCUGGUGGACUGCUACAGCAAAGAGCGCCGCGCAGCCUUCAUUGCCAAGGAGUUUGGCGAGCAAGGGCACAACGGAAAGAGGGCACUUGAGGUGGAAAAUGGUGUUGCGGAAGACGAGGAGGACUUCCCGGUCAACCCUACACUACUGCUUGCGCCAAGUUUGCAGACGGCGCGCGCUAGGCAAUGGCAAGUGCUGCCAGAGCGGACGCAUCCUAUGAUGACGAGCAAGGGUGGUGCUGAAGGCUAUCUGUUCACCGCGACAAGAGUCAUACCGGUCGAAGGCCGGGUGGAGGCGAGAGGGCACGGGACGAGGAAGAAGAGGAAGACGGUGGCUGAAUCCUGA
Messenger RNA from Didymella exigua CBS 183.55, 1749 nucleotides. RefSeq names its product eukaryotic translation initiation factor 3, gamma subunit. Lineage: Eukaryota; Fungi; Ascomycota; Dothideomycetes; Pleosporales; Didymellaceae. Bases 1 to 1749 code for a protein of 582 amino acids. The record is from RefSeq and is a predicted model, not a curated record. Gene Ontology annotation, cellular component: nucleus; tRNA (m1A) methyltransferase complex. Gene Ontology annotation, biological process: tRNA methylation. The transcript is spliced from 3 exons.